UCCCAUCAGGCUCCGCUCCACCUAACGGGAAGGUACGACGGCUGCUUAAUCUUUCAUUGGAAAAAAAGGUGAAAGGCGAGACGAACGGGUAUAAUUUGUCUUCGCCUCUCGGCCUGCAGCCAGAAUGAUCCACAGCCUGUUCCUAGUCAACGCCUCAGGGGACAUUUUCCUGGAGAAGCACUGGAAGAGCGUGGUCAGCCGCUCCGUGUGCGACUACUUCUUUGAGGCCCAGGAACGAGCCACUGAGCCGGAGAACGUCCCACCUGUGAUCCCCACGCCGCACCACUACCUUAUCAGUGUGCUCCGACAUCGCAUCUAUUUCGUCGCCGUCAUCCAGAGUGAGGUCCCUCCGCUUUUCGUCAUCGAGUUCCUGCACAGAGUUGUCGACACAUUCCAGGACUAUUUUGGAGUGUGUACAGAGGCGGCUAUCAAGGACAAUGUGGUUGUGGUCUAUGAGUUACUUGAGGAAAUGCUAGACAAUGGUUUUCCACUGGCGACAGAGUCCAACAUCCUUAAAGAGCUUAUUAAGCCCCCCACUAUCCUCCGCACAAUGGUUAACACUAUCACAGGUAGCACCAAUGUGGGUGAACAGCUCCCUACAGGCCAGCUGUCAGUGGUACCAUGGCGACGCACUGGGGUCAAGUACACCAACAAUGAAGCUUAUUUCGAUGUGGUGGAGGAGAUUGAUGCUAUCAUUGAUAAAUCAGGCUCUACUAUCACGGCAGAAAUUCAGGGAGUUAUUGAUGCCUGUGUGAAACUGACCGGCAUGCCCGACCUCACGCUGUCAUUUAUGAAUCCUCGGCUGCUUGAUGAUGUCAGUUUCCACCCGUGUGUUCGGUUCAAGCGCUGGGAAGCUGAGCGGAUCCUCUCUUUUAUCCCACCUGAUGGAAACUUCCGGUUACUUUCCUACCACGUCAGCUCUCAGAACCUGGUGGCCAUCCCAGUGUAUGUAAAACACAACAUCACCUUUCGCGAGGGAAGCUCCCAGGGGCGUUUUGACUUGACCCUGGGUCCCAAACAGACGAUGGGUAAGGCUGUGGAGUCAGUCCUGGUUAGCAGCCAGCUACCACGGGGCGUCCUCAACGCCAACCUCAACCCCUCACAGGGAACGUACACCUUCGACCCAGUCACAAAGAUGUUGUCUUGGGAUGUUGGGAAGAUCAACCCUCAGAAGCUCCCAAGUCUGAAGGGCACCAUGAGCCUGCAGGCUGGGGCCUCGAAGCCGGACGAGAACCCCACUAUCAACAUCCAGUUCAAGAUCCAACAGAUGGCCAUCUCAGGGCUGAAGGUGAAUCGUCUGGACAUGUACGGUGAGAAGUACAAACCUUUCAAAGGCAUCAAGUACAUGACGAAGGCUGGCAAGUUCCAGGUCCGGACAUAAAGACUACUGCUCUGAGACAACCGGACCAAAACCACCACAGGACUGAGGGGUGAUGUGGCGGGGGGGACGGGGAGUUGGUACAUUCCCUUGGUAUAUGCAUUUCAGGAUUUACCUACAUACACUGGAGGCUCCUUGUAGCAGUUGAAAGUGGACCAUUUCACCCAGAGAACACAGGAAGGGUCAGAUAUUCAGUAAAUAUGUUGGAGCUUUGACUGAAUCUGCACAUUGAAACCAGCUUAAUGAUACAUAAUGUUAUGUUUGCACCAUUUUUCACUGAUAAUUUCAGUCUUGCGUCCAAUGAAAACCAAAUAUUUGCCUGUAAAGUAAAUGCCCGCUGGGGUUUGGUCAGGUUAAGUUCAGGCUGCUUUAGUUGAGAAACUGGUCCGUCCACCUCUUUUCCUCACGGUAUUUCAUUAUCAGUAUGUUUAUCUGGAUAUAGGCGUGUCAGUGACUUCCAUUCAGGACAAUAAUAAUGCUGGAUGUUUGACCAACAGUACUAAAUUGUGAAUGUGUGGGUUAUGUAAUACGGCCUUUUCUCUUGUCAGAAAACCUCUGCAUCAAAGAGAAUUACCUCACAGUGCAGUAAUACACCAAAUACUGAAGACACCAGAGGCAGUGUCUGAAAGUUUUUCCUGUUAAGCCUCUACUGUUCACAUAAACUACUGAUGAAUAUUGUUCUGUUUUUCCCUUUUUGUGUACUUUUUAGGGUAAGAGCCCUGUUACCACUUUUUUUUUUUUUUUUUUUUAACUUCCCCUUAGCCUCUUCCCACACCUUUGUCAUUUUUUUCUGUGUUUUUGAUUGAAAUUCAUAUUUUCUCAAUUUCAUACUUGACCAUUUUUGUCCUCAACACUGGAACAUAACAUGAGAAUGUGAAACUGAAGCCGUCCUCAUGAGAAAAUCAUGGAUUUUCUCAUCUGUGUGAAGUGAACUGGGUGUUAAGAUGAGCUGUUCAUUAGGAAGAUUGUUCUUGUCAGGUACAUGCUCUCCUUUUUAUUCAAGUUAUUUAUUAAUCAUAGGAGAUGAUAAAUUCUGUCAUUAAAUUAUUGAAAGCUUCUGAAUCAGCACCUUCUGAAUUAAUUAGACCAAGGGAUGCUACUGAAUAUAUUGCAAAUU
This is a messenger RNA of Sphaeramia orbicularis (orbiculate cardinalfish), 2495 nucleotides long. It is a transcript of the gene ap3m2, whose product is annotated as adaptor related protein complex 3 subunit mu 2. The transcript is spliced from 9 exons. Bases 125 to 1381 code for a protein of 418 amino acids. Gene Ontology annotation, cellular component: clathrin adaptor complex. The record is from RefSeq and is a predicted model, not a curated record. NCBI's taxonomy places the organism in Eukaryota, Metazoa, Chordata, Actinopteri, Kurtiformes, Apogonidae. Gene Ontology annotation, biological process: vesicle-mediated transport; intracellular protein transport.